GCUGUUUCCUGUUCCACCACCAAACAACCUAUAACAACACAUGUGAACGACUAAUCUGACGUCUUCAGGCAAAAAUGCCACAAACGGUCAACUGUAACUUCUAAAUAUUUACUCAAAAUGGUUUGGAUCAGUAGGAUGUGUUGGCGGAAGUACGGUAACUUCGUGGACAACCUGCGUCUGUAUGUGAGAGGGGGCAGUGGGGGGAUGGGGCUGCCCCGUCUGGGGGGUCAGGGGGGGAAAGGGGGAGACGUGUGGGUGGUGGCUCAGAAGGAGAUGACUCUGAAGAGGGUCAAGGAUAAGUACCCCCAGAAACGCUUCAUCGCUGGAGUAGGAACCAACAGCAGUGUCCGUGCUCUGAGGGGGCAGAAAGGAGAGGACCAAGAAGUCUUGGCUCCUCCUGGCAUUACUGUCACCAAUGAUGAUGGAAUGGUCCUCGGUAAGCUGAACACUGAGGGAGAUCGUGUGCUGGUGGCCAGAGGGGGUCAAGGAGGCUCCUACCACUCAGAGUUUCUGCCUAGUAAGGGCCAGACCAGACAGAUACGACUGGACCUCAAACUCAUUGCUGACCUCGGCCUGGUGGGGUUCCCCAAUGCGGGAAAAUCCUCUCUACUGACCGCCCUGUCUCACGCCAAACCCCAGAUUGCCAGCUAUGCCUUCACCACUCUGAGACCAGAGAUUGGCAAGGUCAUGUAUGAAGACCAUAAACAGAUCUCAGUGGCAGACCUCCCAGGGCUGAUAGAGGGGGCCCACAUGAAUAGAGGCAUGGGCCACCAGUUCCUCAAACACGUGGAGAGGACCAGACAGCUGCUCUUUGUGGUGGACGUUUGUGGUUUCCAGCUGGCAAGCAAAACGCCCUUUAGGUCUGCUUUUGAGGCUGUUCAACUUUUAAUUAAAGAGUUGGAGCUGUAUAAGGAGGAUCUCCCGUGUAAGCCUGCUGUGUUGGUGGUCAAUAAGAUGGACCUGCCUGAUGCAGAGGACAAACUCGCAGAGCUUCAGGAGCAACUCCUAAACCCACACGAGUUCUCCCACCUGUUACCCGACGAUAUGCUUCCUAAGAACAACAUGGUCUUCAGACACGUGGUUCCUAUCUCAGCUGCCACCGGUUUUGGCAUCGCACACCUCAAGACCUGUAUCCGCCAAUCACUAGACAAGGAUGCCUCUAUGGCAACGGACUCCCUGCACCGUGAUAGGCUACAGGCGCUGAGAGGGGCGGUCCCAGCCAAGAACACACUCACAUGGGGCCCCACCGCCUCAGUUUGAGCUGAACUGUAGAACAUUCAGGGUUAGUAUGUUCUGCAGUUUUGAAAAAGGGUUUGAACUUGAUUCAUGUUCACUCAGCCUGGAACGUUUUCAAUAUUGUGGAAGUCAGGGUGGUGUUCCUACCUAUCAUACCCUAGGUAGGAUGACUCCUCGACAGUCUCAAGCAGGGUGCAGAGCCAGGAUGAAUAUCUAUGGAAAACACUAACGAUGAUGUCACCCACAGUCAUAACCCAGGCAAGGGUGUUGUCGUCCUGCCUUCCCCUUAUGACCACAAUAUGGUUGAGGAAGAGGGCUGACAAAAAGGGGAGGAAGUAUGUUUGUGUUUUUCUGCUGGAUGUUGUCUCUGACUGUUUGAUGUAAUAUGUUGCUUUUCCACCAUGUAGUAAUAAACAUGUUAAUUAAUGCUGCCUCCUUUAGCAAUAACCUUACCUUAAGGGAAACUAAACAUACACAGAAAAUAUCGAUGAAAGUUUUAUUUUAUAUUAAAUAUAUUACAAUACUGAAUGAUAUUGUAAGAAGAAAAAAAAAAUGGGCAUUGAUUUUUGCAUUGUCAGUCUAUGUACAGCAUACAGUAAAAGACAAGUGCUGUAAUUAUACAGUGGGGUCUUAAUGAUUGACACCCUCCAUAAAGAUGAGCAAUAAUGAUUGUAUGAAAUAAUUAAACUACUAAGCUAUAUUAUAUAUUUUUUUUUAAAGGGGGAAACGAUUGAUUUAUACUAAUACAGUUGCUCAGUAAAAGAUUGUUUAAUAAGUAAUACUUAUUUUUCUCAAAAGAAUGUCAAAUUUGACAUCCCUAAAGAUUCUUAGAAAUAAAGUCAGUCCAAAAUAUAUUUGGUCCCAUAUUCCUAGCACGCAAUGACACAUUUUUGUUGCAUCCAACAAGUUUUUAGAGUCAAAAGCUUGGUGUAGUCAUUGUGUGCUGUAGGAAUAUGGGACCGAAUAUGAAACUUUUGACUUCUUUAUAAGAACCCUUUGGCGUUUCAAUCAUUCUGACCCCUGACCUUUUUGAGCAAAAGUAUUUUUAUCAAAUAUCAUUUCCCCCAAUUUUGUUUUGUUACAUACAAUUUAGUUCAGUAUUUGAAUUAUCAUUAUUGCUCAUCUUUAUGCAGGGUGUCAAUCAUUUGGGACUGUAUAUAGAUUUUGUAGCGGUACAUAUGAGGGUUAAGGUCACAGUAGGAGCAUAUUGCAGCAGGAUGGGACUGCAUGGUGGAUUCAGAGGCCUGAUAUAACCUACAUCUCAGACUUCAUGGAGCGUUCAGAGGCCUGAUAUAACCUACAUCUCCACAGGCUACAGCUGGGUGCUUGGUGCUUGGUUGUAUUGAUACAUUCAAGAAUCUGUCCCUACUUUGUGAGCGUUUGGACGUUUCUCUGUGGGUCCGGUUGGGUUACGUCAGUCAAGCCACUAAUACAGAUAACACACAUCAGACAAGUUACAUCUUGUUACCUGGACAGGUUCCACCUGCCACCAUCCUAACGUCUAAUAUACCUCAAUCCUAUGACCUGCAGGUAAAUUAUCAUAGAUGUCAGAAUUAAGACAAUAUGAUAUUUAAAAUAUUGCUUGACAAGUAUGAUCCUUUAUUUUCAUAUUACCACGGCCUAGGGAAUCCCUUGGUCAAAUCUCAAGUUACUAAGCACCAGCCAAUCAUAUCGUAAUUAAAAUAAGACAAGAGUGAUGAGAGCUUUAGUCAACAUGCAUUCACCUGCACAGAUCUCUAUAGCAUAAUGAACCCCAUGUUGCCAUAGCUGCGUCCCAUCAUAACAUAGAAGACACGUACAGAUCUUCACAUGCCAGAGCGGUCCGAGAUGAGUGUGUGCUUUAAAAAACUAAAAUGUCCGCAUCAUAUCUCCGUUCCACUCAACGCACAGAAGAACAACAAUGCAGUUGGUCUGUCUGAAUAACGGCUGUACACAACACUGAGAAGUGAACAUAUAAAGGUACUUAAGAGUUUAAAAAAAUACUUGAGACUUGUCAAACAGUAGCAAUAUUAAUGUGAUAUUGUGGUGAUCUUAAUAUCUUUGCAGUCAUAAUGCAUACAGUAGAAAAUCAAAACGAUCAGUGCCCACAUUUUAAACUUAAGCAUACGGAGUUAACAUACAGCAGGCUUAACUGAUAUGGACAGUACAGUAACUACGGGAUGGGGGUUGUGACUUCUGUAUAAAUAAGUUUCCCUUUAGCCACAGAUCUAAGAUCAGCUUUCCACUCCCCGAUUUACAACAUUUACCAUCAGGGGGGUAAGAUACAAAACUGACCUUGGAUCAGUGACUAGGGACACUUUAUCCUACUCUGCGUAGGUAAGAACCUGAAUCUUAAGCCACAUUUAAAUCAUUAGAUUACUCGGGCCAUUCAUGAAAAUGUUUGAGACCUGGUUGAUUAUGUUGAAAACCUGUUCACUACUGAUAUGGGGUUUAUGGUAUGACAUUCCAAGAAGAUAACAGCAAUUGGCAAUCAAGGAAAAAGUAUUUCAAUGUCAUGCUUAUUUCGUAUUACAGCCUCACAGACAGAUUACCAGAGAACAGUGAUAGAGUGCUAGCUAGUAGAUCCAUUGUCAUUCUGUUGGUCUUAUAAAUCUCAAACAGCAAGCACUGUACAGGACACUUCAAUUUACAGACAGCAGGGCAAACUUACAGUAGGAAACGAAACAAAAGCAAAAAUGCACAUUUUAAUAAUUUUAUCCAAACAAAUUCCAAAUUCAUCUGACACAAUGUUCAGUUUCCACAUUGUUAUUCCCACUUCGUCCAGUUGGAUCUCAGUGGCGUUGUCGGUUCCAGUUGUAUCUAUCUGUUAUGUCUGGUCUCACACUGUACACCAGGGGCGGACUGGGACCAGAAAUCGGCUCUGGCAUUUUAAACACAACGGCCCAUUUCUUUCUUCGAGGCCCCCAUUAUUAGCAAUUAUCAUUUUGCACCCCAAAAAACAAGUAAGACAGGCCACAGUGUUAAAAAAUGGACCAGGCCAUCUUGCAUUUGCCCAAAAUGCCAGAUGGCCAGUCUGUCCCUGCUGUACACACAGACCGUAGUGUGGAAUGAUUAUAGUCACAGGACAUUUCUCCAACUUCUCUAAACCACCAUGGCCAAAUGAACAUGUAUAUCACAUCUAAAACUACAAAAAAACACUUGUUCUCUCCCCUCUGUAGCGAGGAAGGGCUCAUGGGACGAUGUUAGUUCAAAAUAUAUUCAUCAUUAUCAAUAUCCAAAUGGAUAAAAUGCUCAGUUAAUGUAAUAAAUCAAUGACAUUCUUAAGUUUACUGUGUUAAUUAUGACGGGCUGUGACUGAGUGCAUUACUCAGAGAAACGGAGGACACAAAGAGGAAAUAUAGAACACUGUUUGUACAUUCUGCUGUGGAAGAAAAAGAAAGCUGGAGUGUUCACACAGACACACGGGAGAGAAGAGAGAGAGUUCAGCCAGAAAUGAAAAGAGAGAAACCGGGGUCUCUACAAAGACCUACGGAGACCCUGUCUGUCUACAACACGAACCACAGCAGGAGGAGGAGAGGGGGAGCAUCCCUUCAUCAUUCGCCUCCCAGUAAGUAAAAAAGAAAAGCACACAUUACUCUGCCUUUAAGCUGUACAUAUUUACAACGAUAACCAAAUCCUUCAGGAAAACCUGACACGGCGAAAGAAAGAGAACGGAGUGGCUAGGGUCUAGGGUCUAGGGUCUAGGAUCUAGGAUCCAUGUCAGGGGCAGUUGGCUAGUAUAAUGUGUGAUACAGUUCAUAAUGAGUCGCUGAUCACAGAGAUAGAAGAAGCCUAUAAUGUAAAGAAAGCUUAAAGGCCUACAGUACGUAUGACAUCACCAUCCCCCGCAUGCUGUCCGUCCCAGACUUCUUCUCCUUUAUGACACUAGGAAGAGUUGAUUAACAAGGGGUUCUCAUGCAUACAGUGUUGGAGUUUUCUACAGUAAUUAAACAGCGUGCUUCAAAAUGGUAAAGAAAUCUGCCGAUAUGAUAGCUGUCCGCGCCCCUCAACAGAGAGGAGCACCAAUCAGAGGAGAGAGUUUACACGGGGGCAGGGCUAGAGGGGGGUUGGGGGGAGAGGUGAGUAAGGUAAGGUGGGAAAGUUUGAGGGAAGAGCUAGAAGAGUGUGGUGGAAGCUGGGGGGAUGUUGGGGUGUUGGGAGUGGGGGAGACAUCCACAACAAGGCCUCUCCUCUCUGUCUGCACCAUUACCAUCACAACAGCUUUGCUUUUUCCUCACCAAUGAGUGAAGGGCUGAUCUCUGGUGGAUCUCCAACUAAUCUGAAAGGGAUCUUGUCUUGCCUCGUUCUGUCUUGGCUUGUCAGUGUAGGAAUGACAGAUGGCCCCUGUAGCGUCCCCUACUGAGCAGGUCAGGUCUGACGGAACUCGUACACACUCUCACACACUCUCACACCUUCCUCCUCUUCAUCU
Molecule: messenger RNA, 5644 nt
Organism: Oncorhynchus kisutch (coho salmon)
Lineage: Eukaryota; Metazoa; Chordata; Actinopteri; Salmoniformes; Salmonidae
Gene: gtpbp10
Product: GTP-binding protein 10 (putative)
Exons: 10
Coding region: 118-1260 (380 amino acids)
Cellular component (GO): mitochondrion
Molecular function (GO): magnesium ion binding; GTPase activity; GTP binding
Source: RefSeq, a predicted model, not a curated record